CUGAAAGACGAAGGGAAGCACUCUCCCACUUGACCGGAUCAGCUUCGGCGGGUCCCGCACCAAGUGGGCCGCAAAGCUCCAGGAACCCCCAGUUCUCUUGCCGUAGCCACGGCCCGUAGCACAGCGUCGUAUCGAGUAGUCGCACACGAAGAAAAGAGAGAACCCAUCCCGCUUGAGCAGUUCAAGCAUUACCUCACCCCCUGUACUUUUGGCAGACAUCUCACGAGCGUAGUCAUCACUGAAUCCGCCAAGUCACGAAGACGAGACGAAGAACAUGGCAUCCAGCAAACUGUACAAUGACCGAGGAGGCCAAAGCCCACUAGUAGCGGUAUGCAUGGGCUCCGACACGGAUCUCGCCACUCUGCGCCCAGGGCUCGAACUGCUCGACACUAUGGAGAUCCCCUACGAGGUGCACAUCACCUCCGCCCACCGCACGCCGCAGUACAUGCUCGACUUCGGGCGUGCAGCAGCCGGCCGCGGCUUCAAAGUCAUCAUCGCGGCCGCCGGUGGCGCAGCGCAUUUGCCAGGCAUGAUUGCCUCCGAGACCAUCCUGCCGGUCAUCGGAGUGCCGGUGAAGGCGAAGGCGCUGGACGGGCUGGACAGUUUGAUGAGCAUUGUUAGCAUGCCACGGGGGGUGCCUGUUGCGACGGUGGGGAUUGGGAAUAGUGUGAAUGCAGCCGUGCUUGCGGCGCGGAUUGUGGGGACGAGCGAUGAGAAGGCGGCCAAGUGGGUUGCGGCGCAUUUGAAGCAGAUGGAUCACGACAAUAUGGAGAAGGAGCGCAGGCUGCAGGACGAGGGAUGGUUGAAGUAUCGCAAGCUGGACGAGUGAGGUUGUGUCUUCCGUGCGAGGAACGGCACGGGGUGUAAGCAGACAUGCCGUCUCUGUCAGCUAGCAUUGAUCGCAGAAGAAUCGAAUGGCUUUCAUCAGGGGUAUUGAGCGGGUCGAGGGUGCAUUGAUGGCCUUGGCGUGUUUCGUCGUUGCUAUAAUUGGAGUUUCUUACAUCCCAAG
Neohortaea acidophila is the source of this 1009-nucleotide messenger RNA. Its product is annotated as phosphoribosylaminoimidazole carboxylase. The coding region runs from base 275 to 829 and encodes 184 amino acids. Gene Ontology annotation, biological process: 'de novo' IMP biosynthetic process. The transcript is spliced from 2 exons. The record is from RefSeq and is a predicted model, not a curated record. Lineage: Eukaryota; Fungi; Ascomycota; Dothideomycetes; Mycosphaerellales; Teratosphaeriaceae.